Cephus cinctus (wheat stem sawfly) is the source of this 2155-nucleotide messenger RNA. RefSeq names its product syntaxin-12 (gene Syx13). The transcript has 5 exons. Gene Ontology annotation, cellular component: endomembrane system; SNARE complex; membrane. The record is from RefSeq and is a predicted model, not a curated record. Gene Ontology annotation, biological process: vesicle fusion; intracellular protein transport; vesicle-mediated transport. NCBI's taxonomy places the organism in Eukaryota, Metazoa, Arthropoda, Insecta, Hymenoptera, Cephidae. The coding region runs from base 175 to 987 and encodes 270 amino acids. Gene Ontology annotation, molecular function: SNAP receptor activity; SNARE binding.
GAACAAUGGCACUAUUGUCACGUAGACGUGAGUGCAGACAACGUCGGGGCAACUGUCACUUUUCCAAGUUUCGGUACCCGUGAAAAACGAUCGUCCACUUUUUUUUAAAUGCUGCACGAAACUAUUACCGCACGAUCCUAAACACUUGGAAAUUGCUGGACCUAAGAAUUCAGGAUGGCGCAUGGUUCUCAAGGCUACGGCUCCACAGAUCAACGGUCAGAUGUACCUGAUGUUGGAUUCAGUCCUACUGAGCUUUAUAGCCUUAGUGAAAACAUCACUACGAACAUUUACACUAUAAAUACAAGCUGGCGUACAUUAGAACGAGCCCAUAAGAACAUUGGUACAACCAAGGAUAGUCAAGAUCUACGUGACAAGGUACAUAUAACGCAACUUAGUACAAAUCAAGUGGUAACGCAAACAAGUAAGGACAUCGCGAGACUCACUGUGCUGAUGAGGAAAGGGGAUAAGCAGCAAAAGCUCCAGAUUGAAAAACUCACUACAGACUUCAAGGAUGCAGUUCAUAGAUACUCAAAUAUGCAAAUGAGUAUUGCGGAGAAGAUGAAAAGGCACAUCCUCUCCGCAGAGAAUCUCUCAGAGAGUCUGACAGAAGGUGAUGAGGGCGAGCGUCAGAAACUUCUUCAAGCUCAAGAGGAUGAUGAACGUCAUGCCGUACAAAGGGACUUGGAGUUCCAGCAAGGCCUCAUAGUAGAACGAGAAGACCGUAUCAGCAGAAUCGAGGGAGAUAUCCUGGACGUGAAUCAGAUAAUGCGAGAAUUGGGCGCCCUGGUUCACCAGCAAGGAGACACCAUAAACACUAUCGAGAACAGCAUAGAAAACGUAUACGGGAAUGUGGAGAUGGGUGCGCAGGAACUAGUUAAGGCAAGCAACUACCAAAGUAAAUUUCGUCGGAAAGUCUGCAUCUUGUUGUUACUCGGUGUGGUCGCGUUGAUCAUCAUCAUCGUAAUUCUAGUCAUUAAAUUAAGUUAGCGCAUCGAAGCACUGUAGGCAACGUAGAAUGAGUUUAAAUCGUGGAAAGCUGAUCUCAAUCCAAACUGAAAAUCACAAUGCUAAUCUCGUCUAAUUGCUUUUUCUAUUUUAUUCAUAUAAGUCUCAAUCCAUAAGGAUUGAAACUCUGAGAAAAUUGAUGGCAUCCGGUAUUAUUAUUUAUCCUUCAGGCUUUUAUUAAUACUCCCGCUACUCGCUUGUUACAGGAUAAAGGGAGACGUCAUUGCACGUAUCCCAUUGUUACAGGGUCUAAUCAUUGACAAAGGCGAAGCCCGCUUUCGUUAAAAAUAUCUUUAAAUUUUUGUGCCAGGUUCUCUAUGAUCAUUGACGAUUUUCCGGUCGCUCUUCUUUUCAUCUACCACUUUCUUCAGAAACUUCUCAAAAGUCUUAUAAAAAUCUUAUAAUUGCACAAUUACUCGUUGCAAUUACUUAUAAUCACCAAUGACCAGUGUUUCCAUAGCGGCGUUAAUUACUCGUAUGGGAUUUCGUGAACGAGAAUGAAGAUUUCACAAGGAUUGAGAUAGUUCUGCCUCGUUACGGCCCAACACAGUGAUUUUAUAUACAGGGUGUCUAAAAAGGAAAAAAAAACCGUUCACACUAAUUACUCGCGUUCCCCUUUACGCUCUUGUGGAACCCCAUAGAGAAUGCGCAUAACAAUAACUCAUAUAGAUUUUUAAUGUCCAAUCAGUUUACAGUAAAAUUAAAAAGAAAUAAACAGACAUCAGAUUUUGCUCCCACAGCUAUAAUCCUGAUACUCCCUUUUCGGAAAUCUUUUAAAGCCAUGUAUAAGCGUGCUACUGAGGUAUAUCUUUUUUAUUUUGGACACCCUGCGCCUGUAUAGGACUUACCUCAUAAUUGGGAUAACCUUAUAAGGGUGAAUUUGAUACUACAAUAUACAUAUAUAUUCAUCACAUGAAGAAGAUCAUUCUGAUUAUGAGGAACAGUCUGUAUGCGUUAACUAUUAGGCAUUCCAAAACCGGAGAAGUCCAUCAGAUACAUUAUCAUUAUUGCUACUAUUACUCAAUAUUGUAUAUAUUACUAAUUAUUAUCGUUCGAAAUAAAUAAUAUUAUAACAUUGAACGUCGUUGGAGAAGAACUAAUCUACGAAUGAGAGAAAAGGAUUAAAUGAAAAUAUAUUACCGUGACGUCA